Molecule: messenger RNA, 3549 nt
Organism: Stylophora pistillata
Lineage: Eukaryota; Metazoa; Cnidaria; Anthozoa; Scleractinia; Pocilloporidae
Product: ubiquitin-like modifier-activating enzyme 1
Biological process (GO): ubiquitin-dependent protein catabolic process; DNA damage response; protein ubiquitination
Cellular component (GO): nucleus; cytoplasm
Molecular function (GO): ubiquitin activating enzyme activity
Source: RefSeq, a predicted model, not a curated record
CUGGUGAGUCACGUUGGAAAACGUCAGUUUCUUGGUGAACUUUUCCGAUUUUUCUCAGCGUAUCCCAAAGUGAAAAUACAACAUAAAAAGCUUCACGUCACAAGACUAGAAAACAAUAACGAAAGAACUGCCAUUUAGUUUGAUGAGUGCAGUAGAUGUCAUCAAAUUGUGAUCAGGAGACGGUCCCAACGCCUCCAGCAGCGAAAAGAAGGAAAAUUUCAAAUUCGGACGGUCAAACAAACUCUGUAUCUCACGAAAAUCACUCAGGAAAUCAGGCCUCGAUGUCAGACGGGAAUGGGAUUAUGGAUGGUCAAAUGCAGAUCGAUGAAGGACUUUAUUCUCGGCAACUAUACGUUCUUGGCCAUGAAGCCAUGAAAAAAAUGGCCACUUCCAAUAUUCUUAUCUCAGGUCUUAAAGGUCUUGGAGUUGAAAUAGCAAAGAAUGUUGUACUGGGUGGUGUGAAGUCAGUUACUCUUCAUGAUUCAGGGAAUGUGGAAAUGUCAGACUUAUCUUCUCAGUUCUUUCUUCAAGCGGAGGACAUAGGCAAGAACAGAGCAGAGGUGUCUUUGAGCAGAAUAUCAGAACUCAACAGCUAUGUGAACAUGUCUGUUUUUACUGAGCAACUGACAGAAGAAUUUUUAGGAAAAUUUCAGGUUGUAGUGCUGACACAGUCUCCCCUUGAGGAACAACUUUGGGUUGGUGACUUUUGCCAUGCAAGAGGAAUUAAGUUUAUAAUUGCUGACACAAGGGGAUUGUUUGGUCAAAUAUUUUGUGACUUUGGAGAGAGUUUUACAGUUGUGGAUACAAAUGGAGAACAGCCAAUCAGUAACAUGAUUUCUUCAGUUUCAAAGGACACAGAUGGUGUGGUGACUUGUUUAGAUGAGCAGAGACAUGGGUAUGAAUCUGAUGACUAUGUCACAUUCUCUGAAGUACAGGGGAUGACUGAAUUGAAUCAAUGUGAACCAAGAAAAAUUAAAGUUUUAGGUCCUUAUACAUUCAGUAUUGGUGAUACCAGUGGCCUAUCAGAUUAUGUUCGUGGUGGCAUUGUCACCCAAGUUAAAAUGCCAAAAGUAGUCAAAUUUAAAUCAUUUAGACAGUCUCUAAUGGAGCCAGAGUUUGUACUGACAGACUUCGCAAAAAUGGAACGACCUGCGCAGCUUCACCUUGGAUAUGUUGCAUUGCACAAAUAUGAAAAAGAACAUGGUGCUCUUCCAAGACCAAGAAGCAAGGAAGAUGCAGAAAAGUUUGUUGCACUGGCCAAGAAUCUUAACUCAGAGAAAAUAUGUUCAAAGGUGGAUGAUGUUGACGAGGGUCUGUUGACUCAGUUGGCUUACAAUGCCAGGGGUGACAUCUGUCCCAUGCAGGGGGUUAUUGGAGGAAUUACUGCACAAGAAGUGAUGAAAGCUUGCAGUGGAAAAUUCAACCCAAUCUUUCAGCUGCUGUAUUUUGACAGUCUAGAGUGCUUGCCAGAGGAGGGAGACAUUCCUGAAGCUUCAUGCCAACCUACUGGAUCAAGAUAUGAUGGUCAGAUUGCUGUUUUUGGACGUGAAUUCCAAAAGAAGCUGUCAGAUCAGAAGUUCUUCAUUGUUGGUGCUGGUGCUAUUGGAUGUGAACAUCUCAAAAACUUUGCUAUGAUAGGAUUGUCUUGCAGUGGUUCAGGACACUUGUAUGUCACAGAUAUGGACACCAUUGAGAAAUCAAACCUGAACAGACAGUUCCUGUUCAGACCGGCUGACGUCCAGAAAAUGAAAUCAGAAGUUGCAGCCAGAGCAGUGAAAGUCAUGAACCCAGAACUGAACAUUACAUCACACCAGAACAGAGUUGGACCAGAAACAGAAAAAAUAUACAAUGACGACUUCUUUGAAGCUCUUGAUGGUGUUACAAAUGCUUUGGACAACAUUGAUGCUAGAUUGUACAUGGACAGGAGAUGUGUCUACUAUCACAAACCACUCUUGGAAUCAGGAACGCUCGGAACGAAAGGAAAUGUUCAGGUUGUGCUACCUUUUGUGACAGAAUCUUACAGCUCCUCACAAGAUCCCCCAGAGAAAUCCAUUCCUAUUUGUACACUGAAGAAUUUUCCAAAUGCUAUAGAACACACUCUUCAGUGGGCAAGAGAUGCAUUUGAAGGACUCUUUACUAUUCCAGUGGAGAAUGUCAACCAGUUUUUGAGUGACCCCAAGUUUGGUGAGAGAACGGACAAACUUCCUGGAAUGCAGGCGACUGAAAUCUAUGAGAGCAUCAAGAAAUGUUUGGUAAGCGAGAAGCCAGUCGACUUUGCAGACUGCGUGAGAUGGGCCAGGUUACAAUUCCAGGAAAAUUAUGUCAACACCAUCAAACAACUCCUCUACAAUUUCCCUCCUGAGCAGUUGACAAGUUCAGGACAGCCAUUUUGGUCUGGUCCCAAGCGCUGCCCUCAUCCACUGGAAUUUGAUCCGCGUGAUCAAACACACAUGGACUACGUAGUGGCUGGGGCGAACUUGAGAGCGUUUAUGUUCGGAAUCAAAGGUUCACGUGACCAUAGACUCAUUCUUGAUUCUCUUAAGACGGUCAAGGUGCCAACGUUUGAGCCCAGAUCAGGAGUGAAAAUUUCAGUAACUGAUGAGGAAGCAGCACAGGAAAGCUCUGGAUCUGUUGAUCAAGACAUUCUUGAAAAGACAAAAGCUGCCGUUCUGGCUGUAAAGGAACAGCUGCCAGGUUUUAAGAUGAAUCCUGUUGAAUUUGAAAAGGAUGACGAUACGAACUUCCAUAUGGAUUUCAUUGUAGCAGCCUCCAACCUGAGAGCGGCUAACUACGACAUCCCGCCAGCAGACAGACACAAGAGUAAGUUGAUUGCUGGCAAGAUCAUCCCAGCCAUUGCUACUACAACUGCCUUGGUUAGCGCUUUGGUCUCACUGGAGUUGUUCAAGAUCGUUCAGGGAAAUAAGAAACUGGAGACCUUCAAAAACGGAUUCAUCAAUCUUGCUCUGCCGUUCUUUGGCUUUUCCGAACCAAUCACUGCACCGAAAAACAAGUAUUACGACAAGGAGUUUACGCUAUGGGAUCGAUUUGAGGUUAAUGGACGCAAGGAAGACGGGAGUGAGAUGACCCUGCAGGAACUUUUUGACCUCUUCCAGAAUGAGCAUAAACUAGAAGUAACGAUGCUUUCACAAGGCGUUUGUAUGUUAUACUCGUUCUUCAUGCCUCCUGCCAAGAUGAAGGAAAGACUAGCUACCAAAGUCUCUGAAGCGGUUGAAAAGGUAUCCAAGAAGCGCAUUAAACCUCACGUCAAAGCACUGGUGCUCGAGCUGUGCUGCAACGAUAAAGAAGGAGAAGAUGUCGAAGUCCCGUAUGUCCGCUAUCGCUUCCGGUAGACUUGCAUUUGAACACCCGAUUGUAGUUCCCAGUCGCUUACCUCAAAUGAACAGCAGUUAAAUUAGAUAAAACACAUCCAAACGAGGCUAAAAGCCCGAUGUUUGCAAAAUUAGAUCUGAAAACUUCUUUGGUUGAGUUUCGUAGCACCAGAUGUGUGAAAGCAGUUUCAUUUAAUAAAGAAAACUACGUAAAUAGAAA